Messenger RNA from Pantherophis guttatus, 1932 nucleotides. RefSeq names its product ASPSCR1 tether for SLC2A4, UBX domain containing (gene ASPSCR1). Gene Ontology annotation, biological process: signal transduction; intracellular protein transport; glucose homeostasis. Gene Ontology annotation, cellular component: vesicle membrane; cytoplasm; nucleus. Gene Ontology annotation, molecular function: protein binding. Lineage: Eukaryota; Metazoa; Chordata; Lepidosauria; Squamata; Colubridae. The record is from RefSeq and is a predicted model, not a curated record.
GAAGCCGCGCCCCUCAGCCGUGGCCAUUCGGCUUCGUUGCGGAAGAAUCUGGUGCCUACAAGGGGCGGGGGAAGCUGGCGGAAAGCUGGCCUGCAUUAGGAGGGAGGAGGAGGAGGAGAGUGAACGAGCUAGAGAAAGAUGUCGGCGGCCGGCGGAGGGGCUACUUCCGCCGUGACGGUGUUGACCCCGAACGGGAGGCGAGUGACGGUCCGAGUAGGCCCAAGCACCGCGCUGAUCCAGGUCUUGGAAGAAGUUUGUAGAAAGCAGAAUUUUAGUCCUAAUGAAUAUGAUUUGAAAUUUCAGAGGACCGUGCUGGAUCUUUCUUUGCAGUGGAGAUUUGCUAACGUACCCAACAAUGCCAAAUUGGAGAUGGUGCCAGUCUCUAGUAAUAGAGUAGUGAUUGAAAAUACAAUACGGAUUGCACUGCAAUUGGAUGAUGGUUCUAGACUCCAGGACACAUUCAGCUCCAGUCAGACCUUGUGGGAUAUUCUUCACCAUUUUGCACAGACCAGGGAAUAUGUGGAAGAGCAAAGUGAAGUGUCCCCUGUCUGUAUUUACAUGCGAGACGAAGUAUCUGGGAAAACUGCUUUGGAGAAGACAAGUCUGAAGUCGCUUGGUCUAACUGGAGGCAAUGCCAUUAUCAGAGUGAACACAAAGAAGGCUGUUUCCUCUGAUAAUGCAGAAGGUGGGAGCAAUGAAAUCCUUUCUAAACAAGUACCAGAAAGGUCAGCUUCUACAGAAGAGCCAGAGGCUGUGUCUUUUGCACACCUGCCUGCCUUUCCAAGCUCAUCCUGCUCAAGUGAGGCUGCACUUACCAACCAAUGUACUGAUAAGCAGAACUGGAAUAAAGAAUCUCAGGAUAAUUCAGAGGAGCUUCAUCCUCCUUCAGAGCCUAUGCCUACCUCAUUUGUCCCUUUCAUGGGCAGUGGUCAGUACCUGGGUGGCGGCUGUCCCACACCAAUGCUAUCUCCAGUAUUGACAAACCAACCAAGUUCUCUGUCCAGUCCUGGAGGGCCUUCCAAGCCAAAGAAGUCAAAGAACAGCCAAGAAAAACUAAAGGAGCAAAAAGAGCAUUUGGAUCGAGAGCCAAUUGUGUGCCAUCCUGAUCUUCAAGAGCCAUUGGAUUCUGAUUCACAAGAUCUCCCUGAUGAGUUCUUUGAGGUUACAGUAGAUGAUGUGAGAAAACGUUUGGCCCAGCUACAGAAUGAAAGGAGGUGUUUAGAAGAAGUUCCCUUGAUGACAAAGGCACAGCGAGAAGCUCAAACGAAGGAGAAAUUAGAGCGUUAUCCAAAGGUGGUACUACGUGUUUACUUCCCAGAUCGUCACAUUUUGCAAGGUUUCUUUCACCCUAGUGAAACAGUUGGUGCUCUGAGGGCAUUUGUGAAAAGUCUCCUUGUAAAUCCAGAGAUACCAUUUUAUUUGUUUAUUACACCACCCAGAUCCAUUCUGAGCGACGAUGGCAUGACUCUUUUUCAGGCUAACCUUUUCCCUGCUGCUAUUGUAUAUUUUGGAUCUGAAGUGCACAAGGAUCACUAUUUGAGGUUGGAUCUACUGGAAUCUGCUGUGUCCCCUUCUGAAGCUGACAUUUUAGUAGCUAGGCGGCUGUCUAAACUGGUAGAUCAUACAGCUCAACGUUUGGAAUCUGCUCCUAGCUCCUCACUUAUAUCAAACGAUGCUAACCAAAACACAGAGCAUUCAGAAUCAGCAAAUCUUGAAAUACCACAGCCACAAAUAAGGAGGGCCCCAACUGGAAAAGUGCCAAAGUGGCUGAAGCUGCCAGGUGGGAAGAGAUGAAGAAGUGGUAAUACCUGCUGCUGAAAGAUGCUUUGCUUGGUUGAGAAGCAACAUUGAAUUACCAUUUUCUGCUUCUAAUAACAAGCUAAAAUAUAUGACCUACAAAUGAUUUUUCAGAAUAAAGUUGAAUGCUGUUUC